AAAACUUCUUGCAAUCGACAAGUGAUAAUUCCUAAGAAUUUUACUUCUGCUUGUUUUAAAGCAGAGGUUUCCAUAAGCCUGGGAAACAGGCAUGACCAUUUUCCUUUAAUUUCUAUAUAUAAUGUAUAUUACAUUUUGACGAACAAAAUCAAAAUUUUGCAAAAUGAAAUCGUACACUUGUGUGCGAUGGGGAUCCUUAUUAUUGUUUUCUUGGAUAAUCAGUGCAGCAGAGAUUGACUAUGCCAGGAACGGUUUUCCCGAGGGAUGCGUUGUCAACGGACAGUUUUAUGCAGUGGGCGACACCUUUAUUCCGGACCCGGCCAAUUAUCCGUGUGCAGAGCACAUUUGCGUUAAAGGAGAUGAUGGACCAAUCGACAGGCUGAACCGUAAUAUAGAGUGCCCGGAUCUUGGCUGUCCAUCGGGACAACAACCGAUCUUUGAAUAUGGGAAAUGUUGUCCCGAACGAUGCGAAGCGGCAACAUUUGUACAAAAAGAAGCUGCAAAGGAGAUGUUUGUUCCUGCGGAUGCAGGUAAACUUGGGGCAGUGAUUGGCAAAGAGGCAUUCGUUGUAGCAGACGAGAAGGCGGGAGGUGCUGCCGUCGCCCCGUACCCUUACCCAGGGGUUGGUGUUGGCAUGCCCGGACCCAGAGGCCCACAAGGACCCCCCGGACAACCGGGAUCCCCUGGAUUUCCUGGUCCUCGUGGCGAGAAUGGAGAACCGGGACCUAGCGGACCCCCAGGUCCAAGGGGGUUUCCCGGACCAACCGGUCAAAAUGGAAACGACGGAGAUGAGGGUUUGCCAGGAGAACAGGGACCCCCGGGACAAACAGGAGAACCCGGUAAUCCAGGAAGUCCAGGAAUGCCUGGGAUGCCUGGAAUGAAAGGACACAGGGGUAUGCCUGGAGGGCCUGGAAUGACUGGGGAGGCAGGGAAACCUGGAGACAAGGGCCCAGUUGGACCAGUAGGCCCCCCUGGAAGCCCCGGACUAAUGGGGCCGGCCGGAGCCCCCGGAGAGAGGGGUCGUGACGGACCAGAUGGGACACCGGGACUUCGAGGUUUGGACGGAAGUCCUGGAGAACAGGGACCCAUGGGUCCAAUAGGACCCCCCGGAUCCCCGGGAUUUCCUGGGAGCAUAGGAGCAAAGGGCGAUGCCGGUGUGAGGGGAGCUAAUGGUGAGAUGGGAAUGACCGGACCACCAGGCGCUAAUGGACUACCAGGGCCCGUAGGUGAGCCUGGGCGGCCCGGGGCACCGGGCACCGAUGGCGCAACUGGACCAAAGGGAGAAAUGGGUAUGCAAGGUGCACCUGGAAGUCAAGGGUUCCCCGGACCCCAGGGGCCCUCGGGACAGGCCGGAGAGCCGGGAACACCCGGAGACAGGGGAGACACUGGUCAAGAUGGAACCCCUGGUCGUCAAGGUGACAUCGGAGAGAAGGGAAACACCGGAGCACCUGGAGAACAAGGGUUACCUGGACUUGCCGGACAGGAAGGGAAGAGGGGACCUCCCGGGCCCCCAGGACAACAAGGGCCAGUCGGAUUAACAGGAGAAAGGGGAUCCCCUGGAGCAACUGGAUUGCCAGGACCACAAGGCUCGCCUGGAUCUUCUGGGAGACCCGGGGAGAGGGGACAAGCAGGGGAGCCAGGAAUCUCCGGAGACCCGGGGAUACAAGGAACACCCGGAUUUCAAGGCCCGCCUGGACCAAGGGGUAGACCAGGAAAGAGUGGUAACCAAGGGCAACAGGGAGAACGCGGACAACCUGGACUCGCAGGAAAAGACGGCAAAAACGGAGAAGCUGGCCCCCCCGGACCCCCAGGAAAUCCAGGACUCCAGGGACCCAGUGGAAUCGUCGGAGAGUCGGGUCUCCCAGGAAGAGACGGUGACUCUGGACCCCCGGGUCGUCAAGGAGGGAGAGGUGUACGUGGACCGGCCGGUCCCCCGGGACCCGAAGGACCAAUAGGCAUUCAGGGGCCACAAGGAGAGAGAGGGGAAACCGGUGUCGCUGGAGAUCCUGGAUUCAAUGUAAGUCACUUUUAUAAAUAUUACUCUUUAUAUUCUGGAUACUGCGGCUUAUUCUAA
This is a messenger RNA of Magallana angulata, 2074 nucleotides long. Its product is annotated as collagen alpha-1(I) chain-like. Bases 164 to 2074 code for a protein of 636 amino acids. NCBI's taxonomy places the organism in Eukaryota, Metazoa, Mollusca, Bivalvia, Ostreida, Ostreidae. The record is from RefSeq and is a predicted model, not a curated record. Gene Ontology annotation, molecular function: protein binding. The transcript has 21 exons.